Messenger RNA from Aegilops tauschii subsp. strangulata, 633 nucleotides. NCBI's taxonomy places the organism in Eukaryota, Viridiplantae, Streptophyta, Magnoliopsida, Poales, Poaceae. The record is from RefSeq and is a predicted model, not a curated record.
AUGCGUCUCCGCAGCCGGCUCGCGCCUCCGUCCCGCGACCUGCUCGCCGGCUUGGCGCGCCCGCCGGCUCGCGCCUGCAUCACGGCCACUCCUGCGCCCGUCCCCGGCCAGCUCCGUCACGCCCUGCCGGCUGCCCUAGCGCCGGGGCCGCCUCCUCACCCGCCUGGCCGCCUGGCCGGGUCGCCGUCUUGCCACCUCCCGCUGGCCCAGGCCGGCUCUUGCCUGCUCGCCGCCUCCGCCGUCUACCCUGCAACGGUGCUGCGCCGGCCUCCUCCAGCCGCCCCUCCCCACCGGAGCUGCGCCGUCCACUCGUGCCCGAGCUCCUCCCCAUCGCCUCGCCCCCGGGUGCCCCUACAUCGCGCGCCACCUGGCCGCGCCUGCGCCGCUGCGCUGUCUUCCUCCACAAGCACGGCCGCGUCCGACUCCCCGACGACGCCCCGCACCUGCCCGAGCACCCGGCUGCUCCAUCCCUGCGCCGUCUGGUCGCACGAGUCCCGCUCCGCCUCACGUGCGCCCGCAUUCGGCCUCGCCGGGCUCGCCUGCGUCCACGCCCCUGGGCGUCCGGCCGCCUCCCUGCACUGGCCCCGCGCCGCCUCCUCGGGACUUUCGCGCCGGCUCCGCCUUCUCGCCUAG